GACCACUCCUACCUUCACCGCACCCUAAUCCUUACCGCCAACAAGCCGCCAACAUGGGUAACCAACAGUCAGGGCUGCUCGACAACAUCGCCUCGGGCUCGAAUUUCGACCGCGAGGAGGUAGACCGCCUGAGGAAGCGAUUUAUGAAGCUGGAUAAGGACAACUCUGGAACCAUUGAGCGUGACGAAUUUCUGGCUCUCCCUCAGAUCUCCUCGAAUCCUCUCGCAACACGAAUGAUCGCCAUCUUUGACGAAGACGGUGGCGGUGACGUUGACUUCCAAGAGUUUGUCUCUGGCCUCUCAGCCUUCAGCAGCAAGGGCAACAAGGAGGAGAAGCUACGUUUCGCAUUCCGCGUAUACGAUAUUGAUCGCGAUGGCUACAUCAGCAACGGCGAGCUCUUCAUAGUACUGAAGAUGAUGGUCGGCAGCAACUUGAAGGACCAACAACUGCAGCAGAUUGUCGACAAGACCAUCAUGGAGGCUGACCUAGACCGCGACGGCAAGAUCAGCUUUGAAGAGUUUACCAAGAUGGUUGAGAACACAGAUGUAUCCAUGAGCAUGACCUUGGACCAAUUUUAAGCGCUAUUCCCUAUCACAAAUACAACAACAUCUCAUGAUACGAAGGUUUUCUCGGCGAGGCGUUCAUGGUGUUGCAGGUACACUUGGGAUGGAUUUGAAAGCACUCGAUAUCCAUUGAUCCAGGGGUUUGGUUCCUGAACAUGAGCAGUGUGCAUGAGGACGCCGAUAUUGACAAGAGGCAGUUGUGCAGCUCACUAGAUGCAAUUCAUCUUCACAAG
Messenger RNA from Bipolaris maydis ATCC 48331, 796 nucleotides. RefSeq lists its product as uncharacterized. NCBI's taxonomy places the organism in Eukaryota, Fungi, Ascomycota, Dothideomycetes, Pleosporales, Pleosporaceae. Gene Ontology annotation, biological process: protein dephosphorylation; calcineurin-mediated signaling. Gene Ontology annotation, cellular component: calcineurin complex. Gene Ontology annotation, molecular function: phosphatase binding; calcium ion binding; calcium-dependent protein serine/threonine phosphatase regulator activity. The record is from RefSeq and is a predicted model, not a curated record.